GCCCGACCCGGCGGAGAAGGGGUUUUGGCAAUUUACGGUAUUUGCUUCGCUUCGCUUUCUCUUCGCUUUCUUUUCUUUCUUGUCUCGCUCCCGCGGGCUCGGGGUUUCUUUCUUUUCUUUACUUUCUUUCUUUCUUUGUAUGUUUGUUUGUUUUCGUUUCGUCGAGAUGCGUUUCCUCUCCUCGAGCUCGGUGUCGAUAUUGCUCUCGGUGCUGCUACUGCUACUCCGGGCCGCAGCGUCACCGGUCGCCACGGACCGCGCACUGCUAGCCAGCGCGGCGAGCGAUCAACCUUGCGAUCCACCGAGCACGAGCACGAGCACCGCCGCAGUCAUCACGCUUACAACAUUCAAUCCGGGCGCGGCAAGUACAGCCUCAACGUCGACAUCGCUGCGGUGGGUAGAUCUCGUUCCCGCGCCCGUCACCCUACAACCGACGACGAUGACGACGGUGGUGCGAGAGGAGGUCACAGUUACUUUGAUAGCGACAACUACGGCGACAGCUACGGUUAUGGCUACCGCCACAGUCACGGAAACGGUAGCGGUCAGGUUGGGAGAGCUGGAGUUUCCGAAGUCGGGGUAUGCGGGCACAGUUGUCAUCACCAUACCCGCUGUAGCGACUACAAAAGUGUUUGGCGGGGAGGGAACUGGAGGGGAGGGCCUGCGCACGGAAGGAACAGAUAUCUAUGGCGACGGCGGGGACGUGGUCGGGUUCGUGCCGGCUGCACGGGGGUAGUGUACUAUAUAAAGGAAUGGAUGUGGGGGAGGUGGACAGUGUAAAUUACGGAUCCGGUGUAUACGGACGCGGUGGAGAUGGACAGUGUACGAUAGAUUAUGGCUCCAUCUGCUAGCCAAGUAUCUAGCUACCUCUACAGUAGGCGCUCAGUGAACACGCAGCGAAUCUCCC
Tricharina praecox is the source of this 904-nucleotide messenger RNA. RefSeq lists its product as uncharacterized. The annotation marks the transcript as partial. Lineage: Eukaryota; Fungi; Ascomycota; Pezizomycetes; Pezizales; Pyronemataceae. The transcript has a single exon. The record is from RefSeq and is a predicted model, not a curated record.